AUGUCCGACGACGAGUACACUGAUAUCCUUUACGAGGUGAGAGACAGAAUCACUACCAUCACCAUCAACUUGGACUCCAAGUUGAACGCCUUGAACGGGCCCCAGUACCUUCAGCUCGCCAAGUUCAUCGACCAGGCUGACAAGGAGGAGGACACCGUGGUGACGAUUCUCCAGGCAAAGGGUCGUUACUUCUCGGCAGGUGCAAAUGUAAGAGACAUUUCCGUGGCGAACGCGGACCCCUCAGAGAUCUUCUCCCAUGAGUUCUGGCUCAAAAAUUUCACCGGCAGAAACGUCUACUUGACCGACUUGUUGCAUAACCACUCCAAGGUGUUGGUUUGUGCGCUCAACGGACCUGUCAUUGGCUUGUCGGCUGCCAUUGUUGCCUUGUGUGACUUGGUGUACGUGAACGAUGAGAACACCGCCUACAUGUUGACUCCCUUCUCCAACUUGGGGUUGGUCGCCGAAGGAGCCACCUCCGCCACGCUUUUCUUGAGAUUGGGCUGGUCCAAGUCUGCUGAGGCGUUGUUGUUUGCCAAGCCCAUCCCAGGUUCCGAGCUCAACAGGUUGGGUUUUUUCAACGGCACUUUCACCGGUAAAGGCUUGACCACCGACCAGUUCAACGAGGAGGUGCACAAGUUGGUCUUGUCCAAGUUCGAAGGCUUGUACGAACCCUCGAUCUUUGCCAACAAGGCGUUGCUCAGACACAACCGUGACCAGCUUAUCAACAGCGCCAACGCCAGAGAGUCCAUCAUUGGCUUCAACAGAUGGAUCGAGGGCAUUCCUCAGCAAAGAUUUGUGCAGAUCGCCAACAAGGAGAUCAAGCACAAGCUCUAA
This is a messenger RNA of Candidozyma auris, 834 nucleotides long. It is a transcript of the gene ECI1, whose product is annotated as dodecenoyl-CoA isomerase. Gene Ontology annotation, cellular component: peroxisomal matrix. Bases 1 to 834 code for a protein of 277 amino acids. The transcript has a single exon. Lineage: Eukaryota; Fungi; Ascomycota; Pichiomycetes; Serinales; Metschnikowiaceae. The record is from RefSeq and is a predicted model, not a curated record. Gene Ontology annotation, biological process: fatty acid beta-oxidation.